Messenger RNA from Stegastes partitus (bicolor damselfish), 7503 nucleotides. RefSeq names its product SLC2A4 regulator (gene slc2a4rg). Gene Ontology annotation, molecular function: RNA polymerase II cis-regulatory region sequence-specific DNA binding; DNA-binding transcription factor activity. Gene Ontology annotation, biological process: regulation of transcription by RNA polymerase II. The transcript is spliced from 9 exons. Gene Ontology annotation, cellular component: nucleus. Lineage: Eukaryota; Metazoa; Chordata; Actinopteri; Pomacentridae. The record is from RefSeq and is a predicted model, not a curated record. The coding region runs from base 188 to 1798 and encodes 536 amino acids.
UAUCCUGGGUAGCGGUGGCGGCGGCGGCAGAGGUGGAAAACUUUCCAUGUAGUCUAGAGUAGAAUUCAAGACACAGACAGUACCCAACAAAUCGAGACAAUCCUGAUAAAUGUAUCAAACUCCAGCAAUUUGCACUAAAAUCUAUAGAAAGCUGGUUUUCUUUCUUUAGCCUUCUCUCGCCUCCGUCAUGAACAUGGAGUCUAAAUAUAUUUUGGAGAAGUCGUCGGUUGGGACGAGGGUCGGCGGGGCGGAAUUCAACUGCCGGGCAGGCCGCUCCGUGCUCCGCGACACCCGGGUCCCCACGGUGGAAAAAAGCGGUUCCAUGCCGGCGUACACACACAGGCCUGUCAUUUACAAAUUUGUAAUGGACGGCGGCUCAGCGGCGGCGGAGGUUAAAAGCGAGAGAACCUCCCCGAGAGGGACCGGGCUGUCUCCGGGUGGUCGAAUAUCGCACGACGUGGAAAAAAUUGGCGUGGCGGACCAAAAAGACACUGGUUUCACUGGGAUCCUGAAGAGAGCCAGUCCUACUCACUGUCCAGGCACAAAUGGACAGUUGCCAGGUGGCUUCAUGCAUUUGGACAUCAGAAACCCAGGGAAACAGGCAGAGCUGGCCAGCAACUUCAGGGCAGCACAAGGGCAGCAUGUACCACAGACAGAGAGACAGCCCCUUCCCUCCUCACACAUCCCUGUCCCCAGAAGCAGGAAGCCCUCUGAUCAUGCUGAUAAGGAGGUGAUGGCUGCCACCGUCCUGACCUCACUGUCCACAUCCUCUUUGGUGCUCUACCCUUCCUCUGCACCCACAGUCCCGGAGCCAUCCAGUAAGUCCUGGAAAGAUGCGCUGUCAACUAGCUACAGCAGUUCGACCAGUGGCAACUGGAGCUGGGAUGCCAGUGACCAAUCAGUGCCCUCCACACCAUCCCCACCACUCUCCAACGAUACCAACAAGAACUUCCUGCUCUCGUCCCAGGGUGAUGAUGUCAAUGAGGAUGUCACAGAGAGCACGCACUUCAUGUUUGAGGACCCCAUACCUCGGAAGCGAAAGAACUCCAUGAAGGUAAUGUUCAAGUGCUUGUGGAAGAACUGUGAAAAGGUCCUCAGCACCUCCUCAGGGAUCCAGCGACACGUCCGCACCGUCCACCUGUUGCGAAACAGUGACUCUGAUUACAGCGAUGGAGAGGAGGACUUUUACUACUCAGAGAUCGAGGUCAACAUGGACAGCCUAACGGAGGGCUUGUCCAGCCUCACACCCACCUCGCCCACCACGGCCGGUCCUCCGCCCAUCUUCCCUCCACCGCUCACCGAUGUCCCUCACUCCGAGCACAUCAACAUGAAUGGUUCGCAGAGUCACGUCCCUACACUGCUCAGUCAAUCAGCUCCCUCCACACUCUGCCACAUCCGCACUGACCACGCCUACCAGGCCACUGCUCCAGUGAGUAUCCCAGUAGGUCCUGAGCUGGCUGGGAUAGGCAGUGGUAAUGGGAUCGGGCCUGGAACUGGGACUGGGAAUGGCAUCAGUGUGUCGUGGCAGUCCCCUCCUGUCAUUUUUAAAGGCGUCCCGGGGCCUGUGACUCAUGUUCGGACAGUUAGCAUCGGUGAAAAGCGGCAGCCUGCAGCCAGCACACACACCACUGUUAAUAAGAACCACACUUUAAUAACACCGGCACCUAAAUCAACACCAGGAACCAGGAAACCCCGCGGGGAGGCGAAGAAGUGCAGAAAGGUGUACGGCAUGGAGAAGAGAGAAAUGUGGUGCACAGCCUGUCGCUGGAAAAAAGCCUGUCAGAGAUUCACCGACUAAUCCAGUCCCCUUCCCCGGUCUGUGAGAUGAGCUCUUCCUCACUCGGAGUGACAGCAAGGUGGACGCUUCCACUGACGAGACGAGGGGAGAUUUCUUCACGAUGGAGUUCUCGGUGCUGCUUCCUCCAGCCCAGCAGGGGGGCUCGCCUUCUCUCUUUUCCGUUUCCAAACACAAAGAGAAAAUAAAACUGGUUGGUAAAAACAAACAAAAAACCAUCAAGAAAAAAAUAACUUUAUGCAGGUUUUGAGACUUUUUCUAAGACUGAGACAUUUUCACUCUGACGAAUAAGAAAAAAAAGAAAAAAAAAAACAUUUAAAUUGGCUUAUGAACCUUCUUGAGUUGAUCUUUUUUGUUUUUCACUUGCUUCAACUCAAGGCAAUGUUUAAAGACUACAGAUAAGCUUUUUUGGUAUACUCUGUUGUUCAUUAUAGGAGCAUCAUGUAAGCUACUGUUAAGGAUUGAUCAUGACACUUUUUUUGGAGGUUCAAGGGUUAACAACCAGAUCUACUCGGUAUGAAUUCUGUAGCAUAUCCGUUUCUUAUCGUCACUGUUUAAGGGACUUCAAACCUAAGAAAUGCAAAAGGCCUGUUUACUUACAACCAACUUUUUUUUUGGUGUAAGCUCCAACAUCACUGUCUUCUGCAGUCUAACUGGACGUCGACUGCAUGUCUGGAUACAUAUUAUUCAAUAUCAAACAACUUGUUCAUUUAGACAAAUUCUAUACUGCCCGCUAUAUUUGUAGUUUUGCAAAACUGCACCAAAUCUUACACAACAAGUGGUACAAAAAGUUCUCCCUUGAUGUUCCAAAAUAUUUUCGAGAGAUGUACAAAAUAUCAGAAAUAUAUUUCCCUCUCUUUUUCUCUAUACUUUUACUGUAGAGAUAUGCACCUUGAAGAAAUAUGUCAUCUUUUAGAGCAUCACUGUAACCCCCAGCGUAUGCCUAAGAGCGUGAAUAUCUGUUUCUUAUAUAGUUUAUUUUCAGCAAUGACUUGCUGAAACAACUUGCAGUUGCACUGUGCAAUCAGCAGGAUUACAGCAUUUAAUAUUGUCUUUCUUGCUUUGUGGUUGUCAUUGAGUCAUGAGUUGAGGCAGAAAGGCUCAUUAUUCUUCCUUUGACAGCUGAUGUUCUUAAAGAGAUUGUUUACCACAACGAUACGUGAAUGAUAACUGCCCUUUGAAACUUUAACUCACAGUCUGACUGAUGUAAAUUGUGUAUGUAGGUAAAUAACAUAGACGUUGUAACCCAACAAUCACUACCUGAUAAGAAGUCAGGCAUUCUAAUUCAUUUCUUACAGUUUUAAAUGGAGAGGUUACCCAUUCUGUAGUCUUUGGAAUAAUUGCCAUUAACCAGCAUUAUUUUUAGAUACUAGACCUAACUUCAUAGGACCCAAAACUUCCCUACGUUUUAAUACAUGCUGCGUUUUAUCCUUGAAAAUAAUCUUUCACUCUGGUGUAACAUUUGAAGAUAAAUCGUGAGAGUCAAAUCAAGUCAGUGCAGAACAGGAGCGUUGGUGGUCGACUGUAUACUGAUUUCUAUGAGUGAGGUUUUUAAAAUGUUUUACCAAAAUGGAGUCUUACUUUUUAGGACAGGCUUGUAAUAGUUAAAGGUAGGCCAAGGUUUCCAAGCUUUAGAUAAAAUAUAGGUGGUAGAUUUUUUUAGAUAGUUAGAUACUUCAGUUUUUUGAUAUAUCCCUUUUUAACGUGUUUUUCAGCAUUAGUGGCCAUUUGAAGAAAACUGUUCAUUUUAAAACUAUUUUGUUACCUGUUUUGUAUUCGUCAAAGAUAUAAAACAGGAAAGAAACGAAAAGCAAGAGACAUAAGACAUUUUUAUAGUGUUUUUUAAAAAAUAUACUGUCCCUAGUCUUUUUAAAUAGUUUUUAAACUUCCCCCUCCUGUUAAUUAGUAAUGUGUAGUUGUCAUUGACUUUCUCUGAGUUGACUUAAUCAGUUUCUAGGUUUAAAUGACAGAAACAACAGACAAUGCAGAUUUUUUUUAAAUGAUAACCUUCUUCAAACCAUAGGGCCAACUCAAAUUAUUUAUUCCUAUAGUCAAACAUCAUAAAUUUGCCUCAAAGGGCUUUACAAUGUGUAUAUAUUAUAACACCCCCUAUUCUUAGACCCUCGAUUCAAACAAGACAAUGCCCUUAAGAGAAAAAAAAAAAAAAACAACACAGCUAAUUUCCAAUUUGCUCUUAGUAAUAUAGUCAUGAUAUUAGAUAUAUAUACUUUUGAAGAGAUCCACCAUUGUUGUGAAUCUCUCUCUCUUUUUUUUUUUUUAAUUGAUGUGCUGUAUGUUAGCAGCUGUUUGAAUGUGGAUUCUGCUGUGUGUCCUCUUCUCUCGAAGCGCUCCUAACACUGACCUGACCUGAUCUCAGUAGCAACGUAUGACAAACACAGAGUGCCUGUCCUCGUCGAUAUGAGUAGGCCAUCCUCGAGCAGGAUCCUUGAUUGAGAUCCAGUACGACUUCAGACCUCUGUCGCCAUAGAAGCACCUAUGCUGUCCUCUGGGCUCACAUGUGCCGUUGGCUGAUACCAUGUUAUAGGCAACUAGUCAUCACUUCUCGAAGCUGAUGCAUGAGGUCAAAGCGCAAAAAAAAAGAAAAGAAAAAAAGCAUUAAGCCCAUAUGGUUGCUGUCAUAGUAGUUUAUGUCUCAUUGAGUUCCUGUUUCCUUUUUUUUUUUUAAUUUAUGAUCCUCCCUGUAAAGUGUUUAUUCCAGUGAUGUCCCAGAUAAGCUAAGGCCUCUUCCAGUCAGAAACUUCACCAACUUCACCAAGUGCCAAUUCAAAGAAAACAAAAAGGAAAAGGUAUACUGACCUGAUGAAAUUGCACUACGUUGCACUGCGCAAAGACAUGUUUUUGUACAUGGACAUUUUAUAUACACAAAUUUUUAAGUGAAAGGGUAUUUUGUUUUGAAGGGGUGGGAGGGAUAUCGUCACUGCCCGAUGGAAUAAAUGGGGUGUCAGGGAUGUGGGGUCGUGAACCUCUGGGGUUCCCCAUUAUUACCAAGCGAUCUUGACAGUUGAUGUCUUGCUCUUUGUGUCAGAUUUAUUGUACUAGACACAGCGGUGCUGGCAGUUUUAGGGAGUGUGGUACUGGAAGUACAGUGUGGUACUCAGUCAGUCACUUUGCCUUUCCUUGGACUAGUGCCAAGGGUCGAAAGCAGUACCAGCCUUGUCUCAGUGAUGGUAAAACACCAGUUUCAGUCAGUAACUACUCUUUAUCGUCUUGAUAACGGAUGCUUUACAGUUUUUUUAUUGCCUGGGUUUUUUUUCUCCCUCACAAUACUCACACACUUAUUCAUAAAUUUCAGCUUUGUGCUUCCUUUACUUAAAAAAAAAACAAAACAAAAAAACAAAUUCCCGCUUCUUUACAUUUACUGAGCUGAGGUAGUAAUGUGUACAUACUGUUAUUAGUGCUGGAUACCACUUUCAGUUUUGUUAGCUUUAGUUUGGUCGUUGGUAACGUGUCAAAUGCAACCCGUCUAGUCUCUCUCCGUCCUCAGUGUAAGCACUUUUAGAUUCCACCAGCAGGGUUAGAGGCCAGUGCUUCUGCCGGCAGACAAUGGGACUUUCAGGCCGUGUUAAGCUAACAGGCUCAUGUGCUCGCCAGCUGAUAUUCCACCGUUUUUUCAAGUUGCACUAAACUGGCCUGUGACGAUCGAGUCCCAUGGCUGCAUCAUUAAGAGUUUGGUUCUUUGAGUGCGACUUAAGAUCACCGUUGGCCAGACAGAAACGUGGGUACAAAGUUGCUCUUGUGUGCAGACCUUUAACAAGAGAACGUUUUGGUGAAUUCUUUGUAAAAUACAUCAGCAAUCACAACUUUCACCCACACAAUGAGGGAUGGAGAUUGUGGAGAGUGACGGUCGAUGGGUGUGCGGGGGGAAACUGGAGAUUUUUUACAGUAGAUGGACACGAGACACGCAGUGACGAUAUAGGUGGAUUUGCAGUUUCAGGGCUUUCUUGUACAUAUGCAACAUAAAGAGAACCAUGAGGCUUUUUUUUCAUAUAUUGUUGUUGUUUUGUUUGUUGUUGUAUCUCUGUUAUAUGAAAAGGAAACUUUUUUUACAGUACAGUUGCUCAGAAUAUUUUUCUUUCAUUUUUUUUUAAAAAGUCGAUUGAGAAGCUAUAGUGAACAGAUUCAAUGUAUGUUGUAGCUUAGAGGCAAAGGGGAGAAAAACAAAACCCGUUGAAUGUAAAACCUAUAAAAAAAGUCUUUUUUUGUUGUUUUGUUUUGUUGUUGUAAUAGUUGCUGGCUAGUUUGUACUGCCUGUAGUGAACCUGUAGUCGUCCUGAUUUCGGUAUCCAAAUUUUUACCACCCACAGACAGCUGUCGCCACACUGCUAAGUCAUAUAUAAUAACACAACCAUGCAGUAUUGCUUUACUAUCUUACUUUGUGCAAUGAGACGCUUUACAAUGGAACAAGAACUAACUUGCUUUUUGGUGACAUCUGGUCUACUCUCUCACACUCUCACUGUUCUGUCUUUUGUCGAUCGCCCUGCCAAAUGGUAACUUUUUUCUGAAUAUGUGUGGUUAUCGUCGUCGUGGAUAUUGUUUGUGGUUGUGACAUUAAGUUGUUGUUAGGCAGGAUAACCUUUAGACCUUUGGUCACCAUGGAAAUGUCCAACUUGUGGGAAUCUUUAUCCUGCCCUGCACAUUCCAACAGACAGCAUGCUUUUAGUGUCUUCCACUUGCUUCCUAAAAGACAUAUCCUUCCUACUUCCUUUUCACUACAGCAAUUCUUCUCUGAUCACCUUGUCCUUUUCCAUUUCCUGUUCUUGUGCUAUCCAGCUUUACUGUGGUCCCACCCAAGCCUUUACCCAGUAUAUUAAGCUAAACUAAACCCUUGAAAUGUGCAUCAAAAAAAAGCCUUUUUUUUUUUUUCUUUCCAAAAAAUGUCAAAAAUUGAUGUGCUGCUUUCUUGAAUGUCAGUUUCCGUUUGUUUGUAAACCAGCAGCAGCAAAGCCAAUAGAUCUCCUUCCAAAAUAAAUGUAAUGCAUUGCAAUGGCAGCUCCACUCAGUUCUCUGCUUCUUCUACUGUGCUCUUAUUGUUUGUCCAGGCGUUUACCCUGUCUGUCACUUCUCUCAUUUGAUGACCAUUUUUUCCCCUCUCAUGUUGUAUUUUUACUCAGCCUUACACUGGCUGGUGUGAAAACCAACCUUUGCUUCUCCUUCUUUUUCUUUUUCUCAUUGAUUGAUUGUCUGGUUGAGUUUGAGGUUGUUUUGCAUGUCUAGCAUCGCUCAUUUUUUCCUAUUCUUUUUAUUUUUUUUUGUUAGGAGAUACAACACUGAAGGGUUUUAUGUGUUAGAUUUCCCCUCUCAGUAUCCAAUAACCCAAGGCUGAUGUAGAUUGUUUUUCUCUAAAUGUAAAAAUGCUCAUUGCAGUCUGACCCACACACACACGAACACAAACGCACACGCAGUGCUAAAAGCGUUUUGCGGGAAACAUUACGUCAGCCUUGGGUCUUCACUGGAGGGCAAGAUUUCUCCUGUGUGUGGGCUCGGCCUCUGGUCUUCAUCACCAGUCCCACACACAUGGAGGAAGCACUUUCUGAGGAGUGGUGCACUCAAGGAGUAUUUGUGUGAAUGUCAAGCCUAUGACUAGUGCUUGAAAAAGAUGGAUGACCAUGUAUGAUGCUGAUAAUGUGAUCUAUGUGAUGUAAUGUGACAGAAAGAAAAUAAACCUGAAUGGACGAAUCCUGCCAUCA